This is a messenger RNA of Galendromus occidentalis (western predatory mite), 5346 nucleotides long. It is a transcript of the gene Taf1, whose product is annotated as TATA-box binding protein associated factor 1. Gene Ontology annotation, cellular component: transcription factor TFIID complex. Gene Ontology annotation, molecular function: TBP-class protein binding; RNA polymerase II general transcription initiation factor activity; histone acetyltransferase activity. The transcript has 14 exons. Bases 1 to 5346 code for a protein of 1781 amino acids. The record is from RefSeq and is a predicted model, not a curated record. NCBI's taxonomy places the organism in Eukaryota, Metazoa, Arthropoda, Arachnida, Mesostigmata, Phytoseiidae. Gene Ontology annotation, biological process: RNA polymerase II preinitiation complex assembly; transcription by RNA polymerase II.
AUGUCCUCCGACGAAGACGAGGGUGAUGGAGUGAACAACUCGGGAGUCCUAACCAACCUGCUCUUCGGUAAUGUCAAUGCGGAGGGAGCCCUCGAAGAUGACAUUUUCGAUGAGUCCACGAGGAAGAGCCUCCAUCAACUCAGUCAUUUGGGCAUGGGGAAUCUCGUCAGUGAGCUCGCCGAAGAAUGCAGUGACGAACAACAAACCGACUACAAACAAGGAGAAAAAGACGCGGCUGCGAUUGACUACUCUGACGAGACGGAACUCGCCGAAGAACAGGAGGGUCAAUCCACUGCCGAGAUGAAGCCGCCGCUUGACAAUCUAGAACCGAAGCCCCAGGAAGUUCGGGAAAUUCAGCCCGGCUCGUCAAGUCCUCAGCAAGAUUCGAAGAUCCACACUCCGCUUGCUCUGAUGCUGCCGGAAAAAUAUCGCAAUGUCGACGUUACUCAACUAUUUCCUCACUUCAAAUCUGGGAAAGUUUUGCGGUUUUCGAAACUUUUCGGUCCUGGAAAACCAAACAGCCUUCCUCAGAUAUGGCGAGGAGUGAAGCGUCGGAAGAAGAAACGCAAAUACGAAGACGCUACGAUCGAUCAGGACAAACGUAAUGUUGAUCUCGACAUCCUCGAGGAUGUUCCUCCGGACGCGGUGGAGACUUCAGAAGCCCUGACCUUGGAAUCUAACCAGGACAAAGAGAAAGACAAGAAGGAUCGUAAGGAUGACGACGAUAAAAUUUCUGGGGACUCGAGCCAGCCCGUCGCAGCGGAUUUCCGUUUCGGGCCGGCACAGCUCUGGUACGACAUGUUCGCUAUCAACGAGAAUGGGGACUCGCUGGACUACGGCUUCAAGCUGAUCACGGAGGACGAGAGGCAAGACGUCGAGAAGUACCCUCAUCUGAAGCAAUACGAAAUUCCUAGACGGGAGGACGACGUGCCAGAAGAUGCCUUCCUGAUGGUGACUCAAUUGCAUUGGGAAGACGACAUCAUCUGGAACGCUGAGGAGUUCAAGCACAAGAUGAAUAUGCCGGGGGUGAAGACGGGCGCCCACGCAGCGGGAUGGGUACCCUCGAUUCAGAAUAGGACAUUUUCACAACACAAACCCUCACCCAUGCCCACUUUGACACCGCUCCAGCCUGAGAAGAAUGGACAGUUCUCCGCCGCAAAUCAGAAGUCCCACCAGAUAGCGCAGUCCGCCUUGCAGAAAGCUGCGGCAGCGAAGGGAGUCAAGUCUGCGGAAGACACGACGUGGUAUUCGAUUUUCCCGGUCGAAAACGAGGAGUUGGUCUACUCCCCCUGGGAGGAGGAAAUUAUCUGGGACGCUCAGGCUAUGACGAAAGUGCCGGCGCCCCAGAUGCUUACGCUGGACCCAAACGAUGAGAACAUCAUCCUAGGCGUCCCCGACGAUCCCGAUCCUGCGAAAAUGCGCGAACCCCAGACGCAAACCAAAGAGAAGAAGAACCCCAACAAAGACCCUCUCAGAAAAUCCAGGAUCCUUCUGGGCAAAGCGGGUGUGAUCGCAGAGCCCGAACCACAGAGCCCGCAGCCUGCCAAAGAACAGGACCAGAAAGAUCCAUACAACAUUUCCAAUGAUGAAUACUACAACCCGCGCCAAGCCCAAGACUCAGCCCUCAAGCCCAACGUCGGUGGGAAUCUCAUCCAGCAUUCGAUACCAGCGAUCGAGUUGCGACAGCCCUUCUUCCCGACUCAUAUGGGUCCUCUGAAGCUCCGGAGUAUCCAUCGACCAUCGCUGAAACGAUUUUCGCACGGACCGUUGGCGACUCCCGGACCGCAUGGUGUCAUCUCGUUAUUGAAAAACAUCAAACGAAAGCAGAAGGAGCGAGACGCCGAGCGGCAGGCCAGCGGUGGCGGAGAGAUGUUCUUCAUGCGUACGCCUGAGGAUCUCUCCGGCAAAGACGGCGACCUCGUGUUGACCGAGUACAGCGAGGAGCAUCCCCCUCUGGUGAUGCAGAUCGGCAUGGCAACCAAGAUCAAAAACUACUACAAACGAAAGCCCGGCAAGGACAAUACGCCCGAGUUACAUUUCGGUGAGAUGACGCUCGCGCACACGUCGCCUUUCCUAGGUCAACUUGCGCCUGGAAAAUGUCAGCCGGCGUUCGAGAACAAUUUGUUCAGAGCUCCGAUGUAUGAGCACCAAUUGCCGAUGAGCGAUUUCCUCAUCAUCAGGACGAGGCAGCACUACUACGUUCGCGAGGUCGACGUCAUUUUCACAGUGGGGCAGGAGUUGCCGCUCUAUGAAGUGCCCGGCCCCAAUUCCAAGCGCGCUAAUAAUUUCAUAAGAGAUUUCCUACAGGUUUUCAUUUAUCGACUCUUCUGGAAAUCCUUCGAUCAUCCAAGGCGGAUUAAGAUGGAGGACAUCCGGAAAGCGUUCCCGAAUCACUCAGAGAGCUCGAUUCGAAAGCGUCUAAAAUUAUGCGCUGACUUCAAACGGACGGGGAUGGACUCCAAUUGGUGGGUGCUCAAACCCGACUUCCGAUUACCGACAGAAGACGAAAUAAGGGCAAUGGUCAGCCCGGAGCAAUGCUGUGGUUAUUAUUCGAUGUUGGCGGCUGAGCAGAGAUUGAAAGACGCUGGAUACGGAGAGAAGAGUCUGUUCACCGCCGAUGAAGAAAAUGAAGAUGAUCUUCAGAACAAGAUCGACGACGAGGUGAAAACAGCUCCGUGGAACACGACGAGAGCUUUCAUCCAGGCCAUGAAGGGCAAAUGUCUGCUCCAACUCACCGGAGUAGCCGAUCCGACAGGCUGUGGCGAAGGAUUUUCGUAUGUCCGCAUUCCUAAUAAACCGGUGCAGUCAAAGGACGAAGAACGUAAAGAAGCCGUCAAGAAAACUGUUACCGGGACAGAUGCCGAUCUACGUCGGUUAUCACUUUCAAAUGCGAAGAAUCUUUUGCGAAAGUUCGCGGUUCCCGAAGAUGAAAUCAAGAAGCUCACGCGUUGGGAAGUGAUUGACGUCGUGAGGACUCUGUCCACGGAACAAGCCAAGGCUGGCGAGGACGGAAUGAGCAAAUUCGCGAGAGGGAACCGGUUUUCGAUCGCUGAGCACCAGGAAAGAUACAAGGAGGAAUGUCAGCGGCUCUUCGACCUGCAGAACAGAGUCCUGUCGUCGCACGAAGUCCUCUCUUCGGACGAGGAGAGCAGCGUCGGCGAAGAAGAGAGCGAAGAAGACAUCGAGGAGAUGGGUAAAAAUAUUGAGAAGAUGCUGUCAAACAAGAAGACGUCCAGCCAGCUGAGCCACGAGAAGGAGGAAGCCGAAAGACGAGAGCUGCAGAAGCUGAUCCUCGGCGAAGACGACAAGAAGGGCAAGCUCGGCAAAGACAAGAAAGAAGACGAAAAGGACACCGCGCCGAAAAUUCUCAAAAUCUACCGAACCUUCAAAAACAGCAAAGGCAAAGAAUUCGUCCGUAUAGAGACUGUUCGUAAGCAAGCAAUCAUCGACACCUACGUCAGAAUUCGCGAGACGAAGGACAAGGACUUCAUUAAACAGUUCGCGAUGUCACUCGACGAAAACCAAAAAGAAGAGAUGCGGAAGGAACGUCGCAGGAUUCAGGAGCAGCUGCGUCGCUUGAAGCGAAACCAAGAGCGUGAGAAGCUCGGUCCGAAUGCUCCUUUGACCCCAUCUCGGAAACGGUUCAAGAAAGAUGCCCCUCAGCUGAAACUCAAAUGCGGAGCGUGUGGCAUGGUCGGACAUAUGCGAACGAAUAAGGCUUGCCCCAAAUAUCAGGACCCAUUGGCAGAGGACGGAAGUCCCCAAGACGCUCGGGAGGAAGAAGAACCCGAAAUCGAAGAGGAGGAAGAUCAGAACACGAGCUUGCUCCAGGAGGAUAACCUCGUCAAGGUCGACGAAACUCGAGUUGUCCUGUCGAAAUCACUCAUCCAGCAUGCGGACGAACUCCGUCGAAAAAGUCUCGUGCUGAAGCUGCCGAACAUGAAGAAACGGCGGAGCAGAAUGGAAUCCACGACACAGUGCGACUAUCUCCGCAAGCCGGCGCAGUCCGCGAACAGGAGACGCACAGAUCCGCUCGUCACGUUGUCAUCUCUCCUCGAGCAUAUCUUGAACGAUAUGCGAGAUUUACCGGACGUUCAGCCGUUCACGCAUCCGGUGAAUCCGAAAGCCGUUCCUGAUUAUCACACGAUCGUCGCCCGGCCCAUGGAUCUGCAGAAGAUGCGAGAGAAGGUUCACGAGCACGCUUACCAAUCCAGAGAGGAAUUUCUUGUGGAUGUCAAUCAGAUUGUUGAGAACAGCAAUCUGUACAAUGGCGCCCAACAUCAAUUGACGCAAUCCGCUAAGAAUAUGCUAGAGUUGUGCAUCAAGAAGUUCGCUGAAAGGGAGAGCACGCUCAUGCGACUAGAGAAAGCGAUCAACCCGCUCCUGGACGAUGACGAUCAAGUUGCGCUGAGCUAUAUCUUUGAGAACAUAGUUGUCAGCCUCAAAGCCAUUCCCGAAUCGUGGCCGUUCCACAAACCUGUGAAUAAGAAGAUGGUGAAAGCCUACUAUGAUGUCAUCAAGGAGCCGAUCGAUCUCGACACAGUCAUGAGUAACAUCAAAUCGCACAAAUACCACUCCAGACGCGAGUUCAUAGCCGACAUUGAGCUCAUGUACGCGAACAGCGUGCAGUUCAACGGAGAAGACUCCGCCUUCAGCAUGAAAGGCAAAGAGAUCUUCGACACAGCUGUCGAGCUAAUCAACGCCCAAGACGAUCACAUUUCGAAUCUUGAGAGUGCGAUCAACCGUGCGCUCGAAGAAGCGGAAACUGAUUCGCUCGCAGCCUACGGUCCCGGGGACGGCACCCGAGGCGAGGAAGAAAUGGUUGACGUGGAAGAUGUCGGCCAAGACGACGAUGAUCCUAAUUUGGGUGCGGACCUUCAAAUCAGUCCCGACAACUCCCCGGAUCAGUCAGAGCAAGACGACAACGGAUCUCACUAUUCCGACGAUGAAAACCGGGGCGUCCUGUUGACCAGGAGUGGUUUCCAACAAAACUCCAAUCAAGAGGACGAAGAGAUAAUCGACGAGAACUACGACCCCACAGACUUUUUGCUCCAGGGGAACUUCCAGUUCCAGCGGACCGAGGAGGUCCAAGAGGAAAGACAGCUCAUGGAGGUCGACGGCCAAGAUACAUCUCAACAGGUCGACGACGCGAACGAUGAGUCCAAUCAGCCGUGGCUCAACGAUAAUCAGAACGACGAUCCCAUGGAUUCGGACAAUGGGGAAGCCAUACACAACGACCUAGUGAUCUCUGAGAGUGACGAGGAUCAAGAAGAACAACAGGACGCCCAAGAGGAACCAGGGAGCAGGAAUGAUGAUGAUGACGAGGAAGACGGUCUGUGGUUCUGA